UUAAAAUCGAGGAAUCAUAAAUUCAACGAUUCAACUGAAGUGAAAUUACAGGAUGGAGGAUGUAUACCAGGACAAAUCUAUGCCGCAAGAGCCAGAAUUCAGCUAUAAUCAUAGAGCUGUUCAGGCAGAUGAGCACCAGGAUGAUCUGGAGACAAAUUGGUCCAAAGAAUCGGACUUUUAUGCCAUCUUGAACGUCUCCAAGAAGGCCUCGGACGCUGAGAUCAAAUUAGCUUACAACCGUUUAAGCAAAGUAUUUCAUCCGGACAACCAAAGCAACUCAUCACUCAAAGAAGCAGCAGAAACAAAGCUUGCAAUCCUUACUAGAGCAUUCGAAGUCUUGAGCAAUCCUCAAUUGCGCUCAGCAUAUGAUGAAUAUGGGGAAGAGGGAUUGAAAAAUAAAUGGGAAGUGGCGCACAAUAUCAAGACUCCACAAGAGACGAUGGAUGAAUUUGCCCGUCUUGCUCGGGAGCGACAGCAAUUGGAGUUGGAGAAUAUGGUUCGAUCCAGGAAUGAUAUCAUUAUUAAUAUAGAUGCCAGUAGAGUCUUUGAACGGCACCACUCCCCUAUACCCUUUGGGCUGUCGACAAAGAAGAAUAAGGCAAUAAGCAUACUGGACUCUUUGAAAAGAACUGAUAUAAUGAAUCUUUACAUGAAGAAUUCGUUUGAGACAAAUUUUGGGCCACGCACGCAGUUGAUACUAGGAGGAAACAUGUUUUCGCGAUCUGGACGAGCCGGCGGCAACGUUUUUGGUACAGUUCGACAUGCGAUUUCAGACAAGCUUACCAUGGAAUUUGGAACAUCGUUCUUGAAUCCGGGAUCUAGCCUAAUCAAAGGAACUUACAGCAUUGAUCCGCGAACCUAUGUUUCUGGCACUGCAUUUACGCGAAACUUUCAGGGUCCGAUGCCGCUAGUCAUGACUUUUGGGCGUAAAAUCACGAAAAAAGCUACAGGAUAUGUCACUUACCGCACAGGGGAAUGGGCUCUUGGAUCAUGGGGACCUUUGUUUGAGGAUCGCCAGCAUUUUUCAUCCAUGUCGUUAGGAAUCACCUCUGUUAAUCCAGCCAAAGAGCAAUAUCAAGUCGAACUCCAGGCUGGUGUAAAGGAAUCGCAUCUGCUGGUAGAUCGCACAUGGCAUCUGGAUGAUUCCACCAGAGUAAGAGUCGGUACAAGGAUGUCGAAUUUAGCAGGACUUGGUACUAGCGUCGGUGCAGACCGCAAGGUCACAAAGCACACCAAGUUAGGCUUGGCUGUAGAAGUUGCUCUGACAGGAGGAGUUGCAUUCAAUAUGAAAUUUGUGCGAUUGGGCCAAACGGUGACGAUUCCCAUCUUAUUGUCAUCUGAUUUCAGCCCCAGAUUUGUAUUCUGGACAGCAGUGGCACCGAUCUGUGCGCUUGCUGCGCUUGAUUUAGGGUAUAUUAAGCCCAAGAAGAGGCGUGAGCGUGCACAGAAGCUACAGGAGCUUCGUAGAGUUCAUGCAGAAUUUAUUGAAAAUCAAAAAAGGGAAGCGGAGGAAGCUCUCAAUUUGUUGAAGGAAUCGACUGCACGCAAGGCCAAACAAGAACAGGAUAAAGGCGGCCUUGUUAUUAUAGAAGCAGUGUAUGGAAACUUGGGUGCAGGGCUCGUAGCUGAAGUGACGAUCGCUGUCCAGGCACUGGUGAACAACUCCCAGUUGGUCUUACCUGGUGGUCACUCCAAGAACCACAUCCUUGGUUUCUAUGAUCCUUGUCUAGGAGAGAAGAAACAACUAAGAAUAAGAUACGAAUUCCAGAAGCGCAUGCACGAGGUUAUCAUUGCUGAUACAGACCAUGUAGCGCUCCCAGCUCGAAAUCAUCUUAUCAACCCCUAAUAGUGUAAUAGUGACAGGAUGGAC
Molecule: messenger RNA, 1870 nt
Organism: Lobosporangium transversale
Lineage: Eukaryota; Fungi; Mortierellomycota; Mortierellomycetes; Mortierellales; Mortierellaceae
Exons: 9
Coding region: 53-1846 (597 amino acids)
Biological process (GO): cristae formation
Source: RefSeq, a predicted model, not a curated record